Symbiodinium pilosum is the source of this 645-nucleotide messenger RNA. The record is from the annotation of a GenBank genome assembly. Lineage: Eukaryota; Dinophyceae; Suessiales; Symbiodiniaceae.
AUGUGGAUAACCAGCCAGCCGCUUUGUGUCCGCUUCGAGUGGGAGAGGUGUUGCAGGAGGACCUGCCCGCUGUCCUGCCGAAGUGGAUGCACCAAGGCCUGGGCCCGUGCAUGGCCGUGGCAACUCCAGGCGCUUUGGAUGAGCAAAACUUUUCGCUUGGAACUCGAGGGCAUCCCAACAGAUGCAAGCCAGCCUGUCGGUUUCACAGGCGGAGGGGUGGAUGUCGAGAAGGUGCAUCGUGCAAAUUCUGCCAUGAGUGUGCCUUUAUUGAACCAGAACCGAACUAUUUGGGUGUGCCUCUGCACAGCUCUGGCCCGGCAUCAUCAGCGGUCAAUGCUCCAGUACCACCAGGCGCCAUGCAGAGACCUUCAGAUUGUGAGUACCCCUCCAUCGGCUCCUUUGGACACCCGGUAUCUUGUGGGCCACCUUGCAAGUACAACUCGAAACCGAAGGGCUGCAAGGAUGGGCUCCUCUGUGACCACUGUCAUCUUUGCCGAUGGAAACGUCAUACCGGAGGUGGCCGAGCCAGCCUUGACAGGGAGGAGACUGUCUUUGUUUAGCUUGCAGAAGAAUGGAGUUUUGUACAAAAUGAGAGUCAUUGCAGAAGCAAUGCUCGGAAGUUUUAACUCCAGAACGCAGCUUUAA